This is a messenger RNA of Salvia splendens (bonfire salvia), 957 nucleotides long. RefSeq lists its product as uncharacterized. The transcript has a single exon. Lineage: Eukaryota; Viridiplantae; Streptophyta; Magnoliopsida; Lamiales; Lamiaceae. The record is from RefSeq and is a predicted model, not a curated record. Bases 1 to 957 code for a protein of 318 amino acids.
AUGGCAGAUAACAAUGAGAUUCCACCACCCGUGGUGAGGUUUGGCGACACUCUGAGAUCGGGAAUUGAGUACCCAGGGGAGUGUGCCUACGCAAAUGACAACGUCAACAUUCCACCUCACUACAUCAGUUUGGUGAAUGGAGGAAAUCUUUUUCAUGGACGGGAUGAUGAAGAUCCGGUGAGCCAUUUGAAUGCCUUCUACGAGCUGACAAACUCUCAUAGACCUCCAAAUGUGGAGCAUCAUCGGAUUAAGAGGGCCUUAUUUCCAUUCUCAUUGAGGGAGAAGGCAAGAGCGUGGUAUGACUCAUUGCCGGGCUACAACAUAGCAACUUUCCAAGAGUUGAAGUCGUUGUUUCUUGUGGAAUACAACUCUCCAAUGAAGAUUGAGAAGUUGAGAGAGGAGAUCACCUCAUUCCGACAGAAGUAUGAUGAGUCCUUCGCGGAGGCAUGGAAGAGAUUCACGGAGUUGAUAAGGAAAUGCCCAAGUCACGGACUAGCUCCGGGGCAUGACCUUUUGAAGUUCUACAAGGGACUCAACAGUGAAGGCACGGGAUUGGUGACUGCAGGUUCGAAUGGGAACCUAGAUGAUCUAACUCACGAUGAGGUGAGGGCUUUGUUUCAAAGGCUGGCCAACAAUCAACGGAAUUGGCACAAUCCAAGGCGAGGGGCUGAUAGAGCAGGAGAUACAUUUGGUGCUACAAAGGAUGCGGAAAGAGUGACCGCAAUUGAGGCUCAACUGGCGGACAUUAGCACUCAAAUGUCGUCGAUGACAAAGGCAGUUAAAUCCCUUCAACUGACUCCUCAACCCCAAGCUGUGACGGUGAUGAGAUGUGGGUUGUGCCAAGGCGGGCAUCAUACUGAUCAGUGCCCAAGUCUUCAAGGACCUCCCGUGGAGGAUGUGAACUAUAUUGGCAACAAUCGCCAAGGGUUCAAUCAAGGCAACCAAUACAACAAUUAG